Molecule: messenger RNA, 528 nt
Organism: Penicillium alfredii
Lineage: Eukaryota; Fungi; Ascomycota; Eurotiomycetes; Eurotiales; Aspergillaceae
Product: translocation channel protein TIM22
Exons: 3
Coding region: 1-528 (175 amino acids)
Biological process (GO): protein insertion into mitochondrial inner membrane
Cellular component (GO): TIM22 mitochondrial import inner membrane insertion complex
Molecular function (GO): transmembrane protein transporter activity
Source: RefSeq, a predicted model, not a curated record
AUGAGCUUUCCGAGCAUGACGCCGCCGAUGGGUGGCAUGGGAGGCGCACCAGGGAUGCAGGGCAUGAAUGAGCAGGAGCAGGCAAUGGUCAAGAUGAUGCAAGCCGGGAUGGAAUCGUGCCCGAUUAAGACCGUCAUUUCCGGUACAAUGGGAUUCGGACUUGGUGGAGCUUUCGGUCUCUUCAUGGCCAGUAUGUCCUACGACUCGCCCUUCACCCCCCAGGGCCGGGAAAUUGCCAAUCUCCCCUGGCGCGAGCAGGUCCGUCGCGGCUUUAAGGAUAUGGGUGCUCGCUCGUGGUCGUCGGCCAAGAACUUUGGCAUUGUCGGCGCGCUGUACUCGGGCACCGAGUGCUGUAUCGAGGGCCUCCGCGCUAAAAACGACCUCACCAACAGUGUCGCCGCUGGCUGUGUCACUGGCGGUAUCCUGGGUGCCAAGGCUGGUCCCCAGGCGGCUGCCGCUGGAUGUGCAGGCUUUGCUGCGUUCAGUGCUGCUAUCGACGCCUACAUGAGGAUGCCUUCGGAGGAGUAA